Molecule: messenger RNA, 966 nt
Organism: Parnassius mnemosyne (clouded apollo)
Lineage: Eukaryota; Metazoa; Arthropoda; Insecta; Lepidoptera; Papilionidae
Source: the annotation of a GenBank genome assembly
AUGCCAAAACGAAGUGCGGAAGAAAAAAUCGAGUGUUACGAACGCAAAAUUAGAAAAUUACGUGAACGCGAUAUCGGACAACAUCGCCGAAUACGCGUCAUAUCAUCCGAUUCUUCCAAUAGUGAAGGUCUUGAAGAUGCCGACCAACCUGAGUUAAGCCUUAAAAAUAAUGCGAAGGAUCUCGGGAACUCUUCAGGACAGUGUCCCACACCAUCCAUCAGAGAGCCUGAGCCCAUGCCGGAGCCCGAGCUUACGCCAGAACCUGAGCUCGCAGUGGAGCCAGUGUCUAGACCAGAGACCAGGACAGAGAAACCAUUAGAGCCACUGGCUUUGGAGGCAACCUCGUUGGAACAAAACCCGAACGAUGAAUCAGCCGAACCAGAAUUGGACCCUGAACUUUUAGAAGCCCUCGGUGAAUCCACCAGCGAUACCCCAGAGUUUGGAGAAAGAAUUCACGAGAGUUUAGCCAAAUUGUGGCUUCCUCUACUCGUCAAAGGCUUGCCAAAAGAUAAAAAGGAAAAAAUUUUGAAGGAGUACUUAAUCCCGGACAACUGUAGGUUGCUACAAGCGCCUAAAUUAAACGCAGAGAUAUCAGCAGCAGUUAUAGACUCUGUAAGAAACAGGGAUAAGAUCCUGGUAGUUCACCAACAACAACUAGGGUCGGGGAUAACAGCCAUUAACAGAGCUCUUAAUACUCUCUUAAGUGAGGAUGACAAGAAGAAUGCUAUCCAACAUCUUAGCAAUGCCUGCCGUAUACUAUCGGAUUCACAUACGGUAAAUACGAAUAGCCGCAUAAAGCUCAUUACACCAAACCUGGAUAAGAACUUCCUCCACAUAGUUCAAGAUGCCGUAAGAGACGAAACUUUGUUCGGUAACAAACUUGCAGAAAAGAUCAAGGCAGCCAGAGCAAUUGAACGACAGGGUCUCCAAAUAAAAAAGACUAAUCCGAAACCUUCCAGCUCUUAA